CAUCGCAGUAACACGCGCGCGCCACCCCGUCGUAAUUAUCGACUAUUUUCGUGAUACAUAUAUCUGUCAUCUUGUCUCUUACACUUUCUUUCUUUUGUCUUUUAGUGUGCUAUUGUAAUGUUUGUUAUUACUGUGAAUUUCAUACUGAGUUAACUGGAAUCGUUGUGAAUGUCAGGUGCAGAAAUACAGGUCCUAUAGUGUGUACUACGUAGUAGUAGUAUAGUAGCCGCUCGUGUUGUUCUCUGCUGCAGUUUGGUUUUGUUGUUUUUAUUGGUGCCUGGUGGUGCACGGGCGUGUAUGUAAUAUAUACGCUUCACACGGCUACUGUCCACUGACCCUUUUGUCUUCUCUCAGGGGAACUCGAGAGUAAGAGCACAGGAGGAGGGAAGAGGAAGAGGAGCGUGCAAGGGCACAUAAACGUGACCUAACCCUAACCUUAGUGGAAAAAAAAAAGAAGAGAAGGAUAUGCGAGAUAAAAAGUAUCAGUAGACGUACUCGUACGCGAAGCAGUAGUGUUGUUUCGUUGUAUGUUUGUUUGUUUUGUUGUUUAAGUUUGUUUUUUUUUGGUCUGGGCAAAGUUCAGUUAAAAUAAUAAAAUAUAUAUACGUAUUUAAAGUGCUAAUGUGAAAAAUGGACGUGAAAGAGGACACUCGCCUCUUUUGUUUCUUCGAAUAAUUCUUUUUAAACAUCAAAAAGUCAUGGUGGUGGUUGUCUUACUGAAAGUGAAAUUUGUCGCUGAUGACAAGUGCGUGAGUUUUUUCGGUGCCAGUGACAACACUUAUUGAACGUGAGUGCGAGACGUCAGCAAGAUAAACGGUGCGAAUAAUCGUUACCAAGAUCCUGUGCAUUAUCCUUUUUCCAUCUCACCUUGAAGCAACGCACAUAGGCAAGAAAGGACCAGACCGGCCUGCUGCGAUCAUGGAACUUCCAACGAUAGUCGCGCCGUGCAGUUAAGGUCGGGCCGUUAAUGCCUGAUGGCGCGCGCUGGCACGCAGCGCUGGAGGAAUCCCGCUCCAGAAGGUGACGAUGUGCAGCGAUCGAUCGAGCUGUUGGACAAAGUGCUCUCCGAAUACGACGAGCACGAGGUCGAGGGUGAAGGUGGCGGAGGUGGCGGCGGAGGCGGGGUCGGUGGCAACGGACUCGCGACCGAUUGCAGCAGCAGCACCGAGCCGAGCAUUGGCCUCACGCCGGAUGACGAGAGCCCGUCCUUAGGACAUCAAUCCGAGGACGACGGAUACAUGAGUAUGAAUGGCAGGAAAGCGAAAAUGGCGUUGGUGGCAUUGCGCCCGGUACCGGACUGCCCUGAACCCCAGGACUCCAUGGGAGCUCCGGCCCAGGAAUUCCCUCCGCCACCGGAAGAGGCCGAACGCAUAAUCUCAACUCUCCUCCCCAUGGUGAUUUUAUCGCAGUUUUACAGUGAAAAUUCUCCUAUUCCCACGGUGCCAGUGGAACGAAGGACACUGCCUACCGAUCUCCCUGGCCCGUCGAGGCGGCGUCCCUUCACGAAGCGCCACUCGCCCUCGACCGAGGCUUACUCGUCCGGCGGUAGCAGCAACAACGGAGGUACGAUGCCGAGUAGCAACAACGGGAACAACAGCAGCUGUCCCAGCAGCAAUGGUAACGGCAACGCAGCCACCGGCUCGGGGAUGCAGACGAGCAGCUCACUCCCGGAGACUCCGGUCUUUGCCCGCGGCAGUGACAUACCAAGGACGCCCCAGCACGCCAAUACCGGCGUACCAUCGACGCAGCCGCGCAGACAGCCUGGCUGGUAUGCCCCGACCACUGCCACGACUGGAUACCGAAGAAACAACCCAGGACUGGAGCAGGCGAUAAUCGGUACGGAGCUGCUGCGACUCGCUGGAGGUCCAAAUCGCGGCUGGUAUCCGACGCGCAAGUCCAACCAGCCGCGGCCGGCGUCGAUCGAGCACCUCGAGCGCCUGAACAGCACCUACGAUGCCAGAUUGGCCGGGGCGGCCGAGCAACGGAAACCGCUCACUUUGCCGACCAACAUCACGCCCAACAAGUACUUCGGCCAAAGUAAGCACAGCUCCACCUCCAGUACGCGCGAGGCGCUACGCAGGGUCACUAGCUUACUCAUCAAGAAAGGAAACAACGGGGGCAAAGACGGGAAAAACGGCAAGGACAACGCCUCACCCUCCGGUCCUUACGCCGUGGUUUGCCCCCAUCCAGUUGUUCCAGGUAUCGAGGCGAACGAAGCGCCCAAAAAGAAGAGCUUCUUCAAGAACUUCUGGAAGCGCUCGCGACACUAUUCUCUCGAAAACCAAUAGCCCAGGUGCGCCAGGGUAGCCAAUAACAACAGCAAUCGCCAGCGACACGCUCAUCAACGCACGGGUCUCGGGCACGGCCAGCCGCAGCAGCAGCUCGCCAUCUCGGCCAACCCGUGCUGUUGCAUCGUCCAGUAGAACAGAAAAAGAGAGAAAGAAUAUUGAUGAAAAAAAGGCCAUCGGAAAAAAAAACAACGCCUUAAUCAGCUGCAUUAUGCGGUCCGUGCGUGCUUGCUCGUUUUUGAGGUUAGGUGGGCGCGCACCGCACAUACACACCCACACACUCGAGUGCGCCCUCCUCCUUCGAUGGAAACCCCGAUCGAUCGAGUCCUCUGGAUAAGUAUAUCUGGCUUGACUUUUUCUUGCUUCUUUUUGUAUAAGAAUAGGGAUGACUCUGGCGUAACGAGUUUUUUCUAUUAACUUUUUAUCAAGAGGGACACCCCGAACGUAUAAAGAACUCCCCGUAAAUACUACGAUAUGGUGCAAAUUAAUGAUUUGGUGAAUACUUGUACGCCAACUCGAGCAGUUUUUGAUUAUCUUUGAAGAUUUUUGACAUCUUGUCAACUGGAUCGAGCAUAGUCCGCGUUCGCUGUCCCUCUGUAAUUAUAUAUGCUCUGUAAGCCUAAGAAACACAUUUUUAUAUUAAAAAAAUACUCUGUGAGAUUACCAUUGGGGUUACCAAUGGAAAUUUUCAAUCGUUUUGAGUAGACCGGCUAUUUUGUAGGCGAUUAUCUGAGAGUGAAAAUGAAAGAAAAAAAAAAAAUAAUUGAUAAGAUAUUUAGGGUACGUGUACAAAGUUUAGUAGAGUGUAUGAUGAGCGUUCGAGUGGAGGUGUUUUUUACGUGUAAUUCCGAGUCUAAUGGGACAAUCCGUUUGAGAAAAACUUUUUUCAUUGCGAAUCAAACAUUGCGUAACUCGAUGAAUGUGUAAAUAAUAUUUGUGUUUCGAGACAUUGGAAGCGAUAACUUCGAGUUCAUUCCUAUUCUUAUAACGAGGAAAAAGCAACAAGCACAAUAGGAAGCGAAGAACAAACCACCGAGUACAAGCACGCACUUUUGAAACGAAGGUGGUGAAUUUGCAAAAAAGAAAAAAAUUAAAUAAAAAAAAAAAAAAACUAGAUCAAUCACCACUGGAUUGGUAAGAGAUAAGAAAGCAUGAGAGAAAGGAAGAGAAAUAUUUUUUCCGGUCGCUGGACAUUCACCGAUGGAUUAUUGUCUACCCUGACGUCAAAACAUGUAAGGCUUUUUUUAUUCGUUUUUUCAUUUUUGUAAACGAGCUUUUACAAUUGUGCACAUGAGAAAACGAUGUAAUAAAUAAUACGUAACGUAAAGUGUGGAGUCCCCGGCACAAGAUCGCAAUUUCACAGAAGAGGGGACGAGAGUAGGGUCGCGCGAGGGCUAGUGCCAAUCAAUUAAUGUUUUCUCUUCUAUACGGGCUUAUUAUCGUCUUUGCGUUUUUGGUUGAUGUUAUAUUUAUACGGAAGAGAGCUUUUUUAUUUUUUGUGGUUCGGUGACGUACAGAUAUUUUUGUGUCGCCCCCUUUUUAAAAUUAAUUUUAUCCAUUCGAUCGAUUACCGAUUAAUUGUUUUAUUCCUUCUUCAAAUUAUAUUGUGAUCAAUAUUUCAUUUUACACCUCCACCUACACGAUACCUUGGAGGACGAAAUAAAGUUUUUAUUUUUAUAUUUUUUAAUUUUAAUGGAAAUAAAAAAACAAAUAUACAAUCGUCGCCGUGAUUUACGGCCUAUAUACGAAAAUCGAAUGAAUUUUUUCGUGACUCUGUGUUUGUUCCUUUGAAUGAAUAUAUACUUAUAUUUAAAUUAAUUACAGAAAAAAAGGCGAUGAAGCCAUUUUUUAUCACGUUUGAGGUGUUUUUUGUCUCAAACUUGGGGGUGCGAGUUUGUGUAUAAGUCUCAUAAUGUUGAAUAAUUUUUCAUACGUAUCGUAUAUAACAAAUAUUAUAUUAUUAAAAAAAAAAAAUAAAAAAAAAGGAAAGAAGAACGAGCGAUGGUAAAAAGAAAAGUGUAUAGGGUAUAUGAAGGGGACACAGCAGAGCUAAGAGAAUGUACAAUCGGGCCGAAUGUCCAGCUUCAGAUCGCGAGUAUUAAGCGCGCAUAUUGUGUAUACCAAUUUAAUGGUAUACGUGACAAA
This is a messenger RNA of Copidosoma floridanum, 4433 nucleotides long. RefSeq lists its product as uncharacterized. Gene Ontology annotation, biological process: negative regulation of Wnt signaling pathway. NCBI's taxonomy places the organism in Eukaryota, Metazoa, Arthropoda, Insecta, Hymenoptera, Encyrtidae. The record is from RefSeq and is a predicted model, not a curated record.